GACAUCGUACGGGCAGGAACGUUUCACCGCGCGUUUCUUCCCUUUUCCUCGGCGAUUUUCCCGUCGCGCUUCCGUGUCAUCGUAAUUCGUACGUACAAACACACGCGUCCGUUCGUUCUCCCUCGCUUGCCGAGCGAGUCACGUCUCGCUCGAGAGCCGAGAUAAAAGAUCCGAAUAUUCCCGACGCGCGCACGUGACGCGAUUUGCAAGCCAUCACGAGAAGCUGACGCACGGAAGCGAACGCCGAGCGCGAAAACGUCGCCUUGACAUUGACUACGCGUUGGAAGAACCGUGAAGCCCGAAGACAAGGACGAGGGAAGAGGCGAAGGAGGAGUAGUAAUAAGGAUAGAGAAGGGAACCGGCCGCGUGUGGACGUCUCGCUUCCGCAUUAGUAACACGUAACCUUCUCGACGGGAGUGGUUGCGAGAGUCCGGCGAGGGUGAUGCUCUUGGCGGGCGGAAGUGAGGAGCCCCGGGCGGCCUUCGCUCCGAUCGCGCCCGUCAAGGGAGCGGGAGGUCUUCUUCGGUCGCAGCGGCGCCGCGAGCGGAGCGGACGAUCGCGCGCGGUGCGGCCGCAACUGCAACCGAGGAAGCGGCGGCCAGCGCAGGGGAGCAACGGCGCCUUGCGGUGCACGGCGCUCCUCUAACCGGCAGGCUUAGGAGGGAGUUAUGGUGUCUCGCGCAUGCAAUGACUGUGGCCGCCGCAGCCGUGGCACUGUGGCAUCGUGCCCACAUCUACAAGGCGCUCGCGUGCGUCGUCCUCGCCCUGAUCGGCGUGCAGUACCUGCUUAGCGGCGGGGUGCUCGACCGUCGCUCCAUCGAGACCAUCUUCACAAUCAACGCGACCAGAUACGCAGACCGCUCGUACAGAACCCACCCGCGCGGUCUGAUCAUCUACGGGCCAGCGACCGUGCCGAGCUUGCUCGGCGCUGGCAAUGCGUCCUCCACGACGACGAUACCCUCGAUAUCGGCGAAAGGAGUCUCCAACUCGUCCAGAAGCGAGCCCGCGCCUACCCGUAAUCUGGCCAACGGCGGAAUCGCGCGAGAGCUCCCGGUGGCGAACAGCAACGCGACCAACAACGCGACGACGCUGCCACGGUGUCCUCUCAUCCCGCCAAACCUGGUCGGGCCGGUGGUCGUCAGUAAAUUACUACCGCCUUCCUUGUCCGAGAUGGAGAAGACGUUCGCGGAGGUGAAAGCAGGCGGCACCGGCCGGCCGGCGGACUGCGUCGCCCGGCAUCGCGUCGCCAUAAUCAUUCCGUUCCGCGACCGUCUGCAGCAUCUGCAGGCUCUCCUUUACAACCUGCACCCCAUUCUGCUGCGCCAGCAGAUCGACUAUCAGAUCUUCGUGAUCGAACAGGAAGGCUCCGGACCCUUCAAUCGGGCGAUGCUCAUGAAUGUCGGCUACGUGGAGGCAUUGAAGGAGAGAAUCUUCGACUGUUUCAUCUUUCACGAUGUUGACCUACUUCCGGAGGACGAUAGAAAUCUGUACACCUGUCCCGAGCAGCCCAGGCACAUGUCGGUCGCAGUGGACAAAUUCAAGUACAGGUUACCCUACGCCGAUCUCUUCGGCGGCGUGUCCGCGAUGUCGCGUGAACACUUCCAGCUGGUGAACGGUUUCAGUAACGUUUUCUGGGGCUGGGGUGGCGAAGACGACGAUAUGGCGAAUCGCAUCAAAGCCCACGGCCUGCACAUCUCGCGUUAUCCGGCGAACGUCGCGCGUUAUAAGAUGCUCUUGCACAAGAAGGAAAAGGCGAAUCCCAAAAGGUACGAGUUCCUGAAGACAGGCAAGAAGAGGUUCUCCACCGACGGAUUGGCCAAUCUACAAUAUGAGCUGAUCGACAAGCGGAAGCCGAAGCUGUACACGUGGCUGCUGGUGAGGCUGACGCCGCCGCAGCCCAGCUGAUGGCUACCUUGGCUGGGCUAAAGGCUCCUGCGCCAAAUUCAUGUCUGGCAGAGGAGCUCGCGAUCGUUCGUGCUCGUCAGAGAGAGAGAGAGAGAGAGAGAGAGAGAGAGCAGUUUCAAACUUGCUGCUCGUUAGAGUCGGAACGAGAUCUAUGAGCAUCGGUCGAACAUCGAAAAUCGCGCAAAACUGUUCGCGGGGGAGAGCGACGAGCUCUAUGUUCUGCGAGAACGCUUCGAGGACCGCGGGAAGGGGGGGGGAGGGUUUCUGCUGCUGUUUCAACGACGUCGGAGACGCGACGAGCUUCCGAACGCGGCAGUGCAAUGGCGAUCCCUAACAUUUCGAUCCUCAACUUACGCCAUCAAGAUACCACUAUCAUCUGAUGGACAAUUCUACGACGCAAAAUCUAACGACCUGCUGCGGGCAGAAGACUCGAACGAGAAUAAGACCCCGGAGAUACACGAAGACAAGCCUCGCAGGGUUUCGUGAACAGUGAAACUCCAGCCGGCAAAUUAAGCAUCGCCGAACAUCAACGCGACUUUUCACCACAUCCGUGAUGCGAAAAAAAAAGAACCACCGAAUCCACGCCAAUCUCUCGCAAACGUGUCGUCGGGAGCCGAUUGCUUUCUCGAUAUUCCUUUUUUCCGAUCGACAACGGACAAGAAGUCAAUAAAGCCGAUAGGUUAGAAGCAGCUUAGCUUAAGUAUAUCGUUUGCGUGUGCUGCGUCGUUAGUCGAGAGAAGGCCGAGAAUAAAAGAUCCCCGGAGGUUAAACGCAGAGAGAGAGAGGGAGAGAGAGAGGGGGGAGAGGGAGACGUAUGCAAAGAGUAGCAUCUACGUGAAGUCGGUGCGCGUCAGUGUAGAGUUUUAGGGAGAGGAGAGACGAUGCGCCGUGGGGAGAGAGAGAGAGAGAGAGAAAGAGAGGAGUCUCUCUCUAUCUUGAUAUCUCGUCGCUGCGUGAGAGUCUCGCGCGCGUUAUCCCUUACCGCGGAGAAACGAUGGUUAGGGGACGUUGUUACGUGAUAUAUUUUUAUUCCUCAUAUUUUUUUAUCGCAACGAUAGGAUAGAGAGCGAGUAGAGAGUAGCAUACGAGCUGACGUGCCAAAGGAGAGAAGGGGAGAGAGAGAGAGAGAGAGAGCGAGCGAGCGAGUGAGUGCGUGCGUGCAUGCGUGCGUAUGUUAUGUGUAUGUGUAUGUAUGCGACAGAAGUGUGCGAUGGAGAGAGAGGAAGAGCGAAGGAAGCCAGGAAGGCAAAGAAGCUACUAACUAACAUCCUUUCCCCGAGCCGAGUCACGAUAUCAUCACAUUCGCAACCUGUCGCCGCUCGAUCGACUGUGAGAGAAGGGAGACUUCGGGGAGCUUCCGCUUUCGUGGCUUUACGUGUCCUGUUCGCCAGCAAGCGCGAUCACCGUGAACGGUAGAAUCUCGUUAGCCGAAGAAAGGAAAGACAAAGAAAGAGAUAAAAAGGACGACAGAAAGAGAGAGAGAGAGAGAGGACAACCGGGCUACGAAGAGUCGAGAGAUCAUACAACGGUAUCCUGUUAAUAACGAUGAGUCAGCUGGGAUAAUCCGUCGCCAUGUUAAAUUCCAGCCGUGACUCGUUUCCGUUUCGUGCGACGGGGAGAACGUACGGAGGAAGAAGAUAAAAGAGAAGAGGCAUUAUAUCGAGAUGGUUAAUGGUGUGACUCGCUCGUCCGAAAUCAGCGGAUCAGCCGUUCUUCCGAUUUCCAGUCUCUUCCAGCUGGCGAAUCUGCCGCGAGGAUUUGUCGCGCGAUCCCGAAGACAGACGGCGGCUCGUUCCCGGUGACGUUCGACCGAGGGCUGAGCUCGGGAGUGCGCGGGGGAGGAGGAUAACGUUCAUCCGGACGUGCGCGGCGGUGAAAUCUCUCUCGCAGGCUAAUCGUGCGCGAGAUAACGCUUCGAGGGCUUCGAAUCGGCCUUCCUUCGGGGCUCGUGAAUCUUGUACCACACUCGUACGAUUCGAUCGAACUCCCGAGGCGGCCCGGUCGGGGCUUAUUUUUUGUACAGCCGGCAGUGUGAAUGAUCGAGCAGAGCUCAUCCGUGGGCUUCGUCGCGAUGAAUUGUGAUUUCUGGACCGGUAUUAACGCACGAUCACGGCCGUGAAACGCAGGGAUGACGACGGUAAUGACGAUAAUGAUGGUAAUGAUAAUAAUGAUGGUACUUAAUCGCGUUUGACCGAGCGUGCGUCAUGCUGCGUAUACCUGCUUGUGCGUAUCUCGCUGUGCACGGUCGAACACGAGGAUCCCACGUUCAACGUGUCAGAUCAGAAAAUUGUAAACUGCUAAAUACGGCUUCUUCGAAGAGCAAACUCAAGCGUGAAAAUGAAUGGCGAAAGAUUGACGUCAGAAACGUCAGAGUGAAAUAAGGAAGCGUCGACAUCACUUUCAACCGAUUUGUACAAUUGCUGCCGAUUAAGCUCGCCUCUUGAUUUAAUCAUCGAUGUCCGGCUGUUGUUAAGUAAUUCGUUGACUGCCGUGAAGAUCGUCAGUGAACCGGUACUGUGAUUUCGCCGCGUCUCAUUAAUUGACACGUGAAACGUGACUAAUUGUAACCUGACAAAUUAAAUCCCGCGAUCGAUCGAAAGCCGAGAAAACUAAUUGACGAAUAUACGCGUGAGGAUGUGUAUUCAUUAUGUAUGCGGCCAUACGGUGACAUUUCAAUUAAACUUUGGGGCAUUCCACAGAGAUUACCGUGGCAGUCAACGUGUUGUAUGGUGUAAAUAAUAAUACGAAGCAUUUAUUCUUAGUAUAUCGAUUGAUAUGAGUUUCCCAGAUACAACUACAGGCAUUUGCGGAAUUGACUAGGCCGAGGUAAGAACUUAUCCCGACGAGACACAACUUGUUUCGGUCAGUUCUAUAAAUGCUCGUAAAUAUAUCUGGAAAACUCUGAUCAAUCAACAUGCCAAGGAAUUAAGUGCUUCAUAUUAUUCACUGAACUUGCUAUAGCGUAUAAUUACGUCGUUGAUAACUGCGUAUUGAACGUAAAUCUUAUUCAUAUACAAUACAAAAGACGUUAGAAGUCAAAUUUGAUGGUCGCUCAAAUUUAUUGAAUUUUUCAUGCAAAAUUGAGGAACGUUUCGAUCUUCCUUACUUGGGUUCUCUUCAGCCGUAAUACAAAAAAUCAUACCAUUAAGCUACCUAAGCUAGCUUUUCAACGCUUUCAGUGAUCUCCGACAUAGGUACUGCUUAUAUUCUAAUGGAAGUAUAAAUUAAUACUAAAUUUUAAGUAUUUGUCGUAUAAACACUGAAACACGGAAAUGCUAAAACAUCGAAGCACAGUACAAAUUUUCAAUAUGAAUAAUUAAUAGUGAAGCACUUAAUUCCUUAGCAUAUUCAUUGAUACGAGUUUUGCAGAUACGCUUCCUAGUAUCUACGGAAUUGACUAGGCCGAGAUACGAAAUUUAUCCCGGCGGGAUACGAACCUAUCUCGAUCUAGUUAAUUCCGUAAAUGCUUGUAAGCGUGUCUGCAAAACUCAUAUCAAUUAAUAAGUACUUCAUUAUUAAUUAUUUGCAUUGCAAAUUUGUACUGUGUUCCGAUGUUUGGCAUUUCCAUGUUUCAAUGUUUAUACGAUAAGUAUUCUAAAUUUAGUAAUAAUUUACGCUUCCAUUAGAAUAUAAGCCGUAUCUAUGUCGGAGAACAUUGAACGCGUUGCAAGACUAGUUAGAUAGCUUAGUGGUAUAAAUUUUUUGCGUUAUGACUGAAUUAAGGUCGAAAAGUUCUGCAAUUUUGUAUUAAACAUUCCAUAAAUUAAGCGAUCGUAACCCGGAAAUUUGGUUUCUAACGUCUUUUCAUAUCGUGCGUGACAGUAAUUUGAGCAGCCUUCUGUCGUACAAUCGAUGGAUCUUAUUCGCCACUCUUUUCCACGUAUUCGUGUCAAAUUUGGACCGUCAUGCUCGGUCGUCAGAUCCGCGACGAUGCCGAGAAUACCGAAGAUAAUACGCGGGAUCAACGAAGGUGGUGCCGAAAAAGCAGCGGGAUGCGCGCGAACGACGAGAUUUAUACGCACGGGGCCGCGGCAGCGCGGACUUAGAACGCAUUAACAUAUCACUUGUCUUGUCAGUAGGACGUAGUGCGGGGACGUUAUCGCGUUGUCGUGGACGAAUAUACUUAAGCGUUACAGACGCCGAGAGCAUGGGCUGUGAAUAUCGCAUCCUUUCUUGCGGCCGAAGGAAUCACGAGGCCGGGCGGGAGGAGAGAAGAGAAGGGGGCGGUAGAGAUUUCAAGAGACGCGGUCGGGCUCGCGAAUUCGCGGUGACGAGCUGCACCGAUUAACACAGCAGCAUCCUCUUCAUCUCUCGCAUCGCGCGCGACGGCCAUAGCCGAUCGAUACUCAUCCCCGCCAUUCGAGGAUGAAGCUUCUUGAAUCCGCCCGGCGGCGACGCCUAUUCGAGACUUCCACGCUUUAUCGUAAUUUGCGUCGUCGUCUUCUCCGGAAAUUCUUCUGCCCGAGCGCCGCGUCGAUUCUUCUCUCGCGACUACGAGCCUCGGUUUUUUGAGAGAGAGAGAGAGAGAGAACGCUUGAGGAAUUAAUUUUUUCUUGCGUAUGUUUUUUCUGUUUCCGGAGAAAGCGAGAUAAAUCGACUCGAGCCCGCUUUCGUACGCGAGUGAGGGAAUGUGUGAGCGUAAAAUGAUAAAAGCUUCGAAGUCGUUUGAAGGUAAGACUCGGCUGAUGUUCGUGUUGUAUAAAGGUGGCACGUGCGUGAGAAAACUCGGACGGGGAAGCUCGAAGGUGUAGGAUAUGUAAGAAAGAGAGAGAGAGAGAGGUAGAAGGUGUGUUGGCGCGUUCCUUUUAUCGCCGUUCCUGUGAUUAAACAUUCCGACGUCGUUAUCUGAUCCGGAAGUAAUCAGUUCGUACGUUCCGUUGUUAUUCUCGCAUGAUUCGGCUUGUCCUCCUCAGACCGUUUUCUUCUGUCAGGCGGAACCGAUAUUCGAUCGCGAUUAAAUCAAACGUAAUUGUUUCCGGCAAACGCGCGAGAAUUAAAUCGGCAAUCGCGAAAGGGCACUUUCCUUGAAGCAGGUCCGGCGAAAUUUGCUAAAGAGUUGACUGAUUUCACUGUAGUUGUAUAAAUAAUCGUUGUAUAAUAAUCGCGCGAAUUAGCGUCCGGGGAGGAUAAUUCCGGACAAAUUCGCGGUACUUGUAACCCUCGAUGCAGCCUCGUUGAGGGAUUUUUUGAGAGUAUAUGCUGACGAUUAUUUUUUAUUUUGUUUCCUUUUUUCCAUUGUUACGCGCGUCGCUGCGAAUUUUAAUUGAAUAUAGUGAACGAGGCGGAAGACGGGUGAGCGAACGUACGAAGAGGAGACAGUUCGAAUGAUAUUUCAGUAUAGCUUAAGAGAGAGGACGUUGUACCAUACUACUACCGUUAUCGAAUAAUCGGAAAUAGCCAAGGUAAUUUAUAAGGAUAAGCGAUCGAGAAAAUAUUGGCGUGCUCCGCGAAAGUAGUGUAAGAAGUCACAACAUUCCGACGGUUUUACGGAGACGUUAAGUAAUAACGGGGACGGGACUUUCUUUAAACGGAAUUUCUUCUUCUUUUCACACAACUGGUAGGGAAAACGUUUCGAUCGGAUCGAAGCUGGCCGACGUCGCGCGUAAUUAAGGAAACGUCUUUCCUUUCCCGAGCUUGAACGGGACGGUUAUCGAAUUAAUCGCCUCAUUCGAAAUAGCACGAAUUUGCGAACGCGGUCAAGACGGCAAUUUAUCACAUAUUCCUAACUCAACUAUUUAAAGACUAUUUGCAAUUUAUUGAUCGCGUUUUCAUAUGUGCUUGAUUCAAUAUUGAGGAGCAACAGAAAUUGGGCGAUUAAUUCAGCGACUCCUCGUAACUAUCUGGUAUCACAAACAAUGUAAUUAUAUGUUAAUUAUACAUUAAUUGCGUGCUCAUCGCGAGAUCACGACCCGGGUGGCGCGUCGCGUCAGGCAUUAAUUUAUUAAUUGAUCAACACUUCACCUACCGGCGCCGCUGCUACGCUUAGUUUUAGCAGUUUGAACAUGAAUUUUUUUUCGAUGCUGUUCGGAAGACAGCCGAUCUGUGAUGAGAGAUCGUAACUUCUGCGAAUUCUUUAGAAGCAAAUUGGACAUCGGCUACGUCCCGAACUCUAUCGAGAAAAACGGUGUUAAGAACGCAGGUGUAGGAAGCUUAUCGAUAGACUUCCGGGUGGUGAACCGUCAGACUCGGAUCGUUGGACGUAAAACCGUGGGAAUACGAUUCGUUCUGCCGAAUUCCGUCGUCGUCGAUUACGAAAGCUUCUCGACUUACAGUCCGUUCGCCGAGCACGCUGUAUGCAAGGUGCGUCGCGUAAAGCAGCAUACCGUCGCGGUCUUGGCGUGUGACACAACACUUCCUCAACGCGAGCAUCUCCUUUCUCGGAGCGUCGUAUAAUCGAACGCGAAGGGAAACGAAAGCGCGCGUUUCAUUUCCUCCCCGUGCUCGAAAAUACCGCAAAUCCGUUCGCUUUACGCGGGACAUCCUGUAUUCGCGUACACACCAGGUGAAUUUGCCGCGCUCAAUUGCCGCACGAGAGCCUCGCCGGACGGAGGAGGAGGUGGUGGAGCAGUUAUUCGCCAAUUCGCACGCCGCGCUCGCAGCAUCGCCGCUACGAUCUCGAGCUUCCUUCGGUGUGUGCGGCCAGACUUUUAUACGUAUCGCUGUUACCUCGCACACAAAUGCGGAUUUAGGGAGAUUCGUCUAUCGUGAGAGCGGAAUUAUUUCGCGGGGGAUAGCGCGGAGGGUUUCACGAUCGAAUUGUUAUUAUUAUUAUCGCGUUGCUGGGUUACGAUAAUUAGAUGUAAGAUCGUUUCGGACGUUCGACAGCGCAAAGUGCGAUUGCCUUUUUGUUUCCUUUUUUUUUCCUUUUUUUUC
Molecule: messenger RNA, 8778 nt
Organism: Dinoponera quadriceps
Lineage: Eukaryota; Metazoa; Arthropoda; Insecta; Hymenoptera; Formicidae
Product: beta-1,4-N-acetylgalactosaminyltransferase bre-4-like
Exons: 8
Coding region: 688-1905 (405 amino acids)
Biological process (GO): carbohydrate metabolic process; glycosphingolipid biosynthetic process
Molecular function (GO): N-acetyl-beta-glucosaminyl-derivative 4-beta-N-acetylgalactosaminyltransferase activity
Source: RefSeq, a predicted model, not a curated record